GUUUCAAAUCUUUCUCAAUUUAUCGAAAGUCAAAUGAUGAUUACAUCUGCUCUGCGAAAUUCGGUGAUUGGUGUGUAUCGUAAUAGCCCCACGAGUUCACACAUUCUCUCUUUCUUUUUCUCUCUCUCUCUCUCUCUCUCGUCCGAAUUUUCACGUACAUAAUUCGAUAUAACUACAUAAAGACAUAUUCAGAUGAAAUUCAAAUGUAACGAGAUCGUGAGAUUGCUCGCGCGCGUUCCACAACACAACACAAAUAGUAAACAUAAAUCGCGAGUCCUAUUUUUGCCAGAGAAUCAUUACUUCGACCGUAUCUAACUUAGAAAUUGUAACAAAAUUCAGAGAAUGGGAGAGCAAAAAAUAGAAAAAGUUAUCAGCCAGACCCGAAUGUAAACAAUUUGAUUUGCAUCAUAUCAAAUCGUUGCGAAACUUUAAAUCGUAAACUUUAAAACGCAGCAAAUACACCGUCCGGCCAAUCAAUUGAUCGGUUUCAGUUUCUCGUCUCGAUGCAAAAACUUUGUAUACAUUGUACUCAAUAGUUUUGUGUUUUUUUUCUGUUGCCACACAAAAAUUGGACAACAUUUUUAUCGUGGCUAAAAAACACUAAUUAGUAGUUCUGUGGAAAAAACGAUCGCCAAUAAAAUUGUGCAUCAUAUUUUAAGAUUCGCGUUCACGUUCUCGCACAGUUCUAGACUUUUUUAUCGUUCACGUUGCAAUUUCACCAACCAAAUUGGAUGCUCAAGUGUUUAACCACUUAAUAGAGCAAUUAUAUCGUAUUUAAUAUCUCGUCACUUUGCUUAGUUUGAUGUUGAAGUAACUUUUUUUUUAAACGUGUGUGUCUUUUUUUAGAGGUACUCGAUAGAAAUUGUGCAUAAGAUAUACGUUUGUGUUUCAUAUGACUAAUACGCUGAAAAGACAUUUGUGGAAGUCGAUUUCAAAUGGUCGGUGUUUGCGAACAAGUGUAGCAUCUCAUUAAAAUAAAUUGAGGUAGCAGCAAAAGUGAAAAAGAGUGAAAUAGACAUAGACUCGAGAGAACGAAAUAGAGAGAAGAAAAAGCAGAGCACACGAAACGAAAUGGAUAAUAAAAAUUAGAGAAGAUAGCGGUGAAUGAAAACGAAUAAUUCACAUACAAAGCGACACAGCCAGCGAAAGAAAGCGAAAAGUGUUUAUACCAGAGUGAGAAGAAAUUAAAUAGACGAAAACAUCGCUCAGUAUCAAUAAGCUUGAAUUCAGAUUUUCGCCAGUUCACUUUCUGAUGUGCAUAUAACUGAUUAUAGCAACAGGAAUCAAGGAGUUUUUUGGUUGUUCGUAUCUAUGCCGGAGAAUUUGUGCGACUUCUAACGAUUGAAUGAAACGACCAGUCUGUAAUUAUCAUCCAUGUCAGUGCUAUGAUCAUCUGAGCGAAUCAAAAAUUCAACAAUUUUACCUCAAACAAAACUCGCGCAAAAAGCAUAUUUAGUUCUUUGUUGUUGUUGUUGUUGUUACAAUCAUCUUAAAUAACUUAUUAAAUUGUCUCAUCAUUUGCUCGCUAUUUAUACAAAUAAAUGAGCGGAAUACGGCAGCAAUUGAAGAUGUUGGGCUCGGCUUUGAUGGGGCGAAGACAUAAGGAUCAUGUGAAGAAAAAGGGGUUUACGGAAGAAGAAUUACACGAUCUACGAAUAGCCUUCGAUUUACUAGAUCGAAACCAGGAUGGGCGAGUUACAGCCGGUGAGCUUCAGUUUAUGUUAAAAAAUUUGGGCAUCGUUGUUCGAGACGAAUUAAUUGACGAUCUCAUCAAAGAAGCUAGUCAUGGUGGUAAUGGUUUGAUGGACGAAAAGGAGUUUCGUCAAUGGAUAUCAAGAAUUCAAUCACUCCAAGAAGAAUCCACCCAAACACCGUCCACAUCACAAACUGAUACAGAUGACGAUGUUACAAAGGAUUUAAUAGCAGCGUUUCGGUUUUCCAUCAAGAGCAUACAAAACUAUGUAAAUGGCCAGCAAAACAAUUUCAAGAUUUUUGAUUUGAAUCGAAACUCUGAAAAUUAUCGCUACAUUGAACAUAAUCAUUAAAUGUUAAAAAUAGUCGCAAAUCGCCGUCGGCUCUUUAAUUUCGCAUUUGGUUUAAGUAACGGUUUGAAAUUGUUUGAAGGGUAGUGAGUUUUUUCCAUCCCUCCUUUCUUCGACUGAGGCAACUCAGUGCGCACGCAAUAUGAGAAAUCAUUUACGGCAUGUGAUGAAACAUAAUUUUGAAUUCUGAUUUUUUUUUUCAUAUUUUCUUUGAUUUUCGGCGUUUGUUAUG
Contarinia nasturtii (swede midge) is the source of this 2274-nucleotide messenger RNA. RefSeq names its product calcium-binding protein E63-1 (gene Eip63F-1). Lineage: Eukaryota; Metazoa; Arthropoda; Insecta; Diptera; Cecidomyiidae. The record is from RefSeq and is a predicted model, not a curated record. The transcript is spliced from 6 exons. The coding region runs from base 1542 to 2045 and encodes 167 amino acids. Gene Ontology annotation, molecular function: enzyme regulator activity; calcium ion binding.